CCGUGCGCUUAAACAGUAUAGGUGGCACCAUCAAAACCCACAAACAGUGGACCAAGUAUUGGACUGACAAAAAAAGCGCCAUUAAAAAAAAAGUUGCAGCACGCUCUGCUGCUAGGCGUAGGACUGGUGGUGGGGUGGAGGACGAAAUGAUGCUAACUGAGGUUGAGGAAAGGAUUGUUGCUUUGUGUGGUGGUGAAAGCUUUUCCACAGGAGAUGCACAUUUAGGCAUUCAGCCGUUUCCGGAAAAUGAUACGCCGUCUCCAUCACCCGAAGCACAACCUAUAUACAAUACUAAUGAUGACAACAUUAAUGUACCACAACAACAGCAGAGUCAGGCACGGCCUACUGAGGAAUCAGCAGCUAUUGUAUUUUAUGAUUCCGCCCUGAUUGAGGACAGUCCAGCACCUCGAAAUUACAGACCACCAGCUAGUGCAAUUUCGAGAAAACUGUUUGCUUCCUCAUCCAGCUCCAUUGUUGGAACUAGCCAAAGCAUUUUACGGAAUAACCAGUUAGACAACACUCCUCCUCCAAAUCCUCAUGUUUAUCAUCCCAGCCUGUCCCCUCCAACUGUAACACUUUCCCAUACGCCCACACCUUCACCUUCACGCCGUGGUUCCACCCCAGUAGCCUCCCCAGUCAUUCCAAGAACUGCGGCUUCAUCAUGUAGGUAAAAAAUACAUUUAAACAGCA
Messenger RNA from Helicoverpa zea (corn earworm), 690 nucleotides. RefSeq lists its product as uncharacterized. The record is from RefSeq and is a predicted model, not a curated record. Bases 147 to 671 code for a protein of 174 amino acids. Lineage: Eukaryota; Metazoa; Arthropoda; Insecta; Lepidoptera; Noctuidae. The transcript is spliced from 6 exons.